Molecule: messenger RNA, 1587 nt
Organism: Alternaria atra
Lineage: Eukaryota; Fungi; Ascomycota; Dothideomycetes; Pleosporales; Pleosporaceae
Exons: 4
Coding region: 1-1587 (528 amino acids)
Biological process (GO): microtubule-based movement; microtubule cytoskeleton organization
Cellular component (GO): centrosome; cytoplasmic dynein complex
Molecular function (GO): dynein heavy chain binding
Source: RefSeq, a predicted model, not a curated record
AUGGCGAGCGCGCGUCGCACCUCCAACUUCCCCACACGCGUCCCCGGAAGCCACGAUCGACCGGGGAGCCGAGACACGGACAAGGAGGAGAUAUGGAAGCCUAUGUUGGAUAAUAUCUCGAGUGGAAAGCGACUGCCAGAAAAGAGUCUAUUGGUACUGGGCGGAACACCAGAGACACAACGAGAAUUCCUAGAAUCAGUAUCGACAGACUCUGCAAACAACCGGCGACCGCCCGACCGAGGCAGGAAGCCGCCAAUUGCGAACCAAUUCGCCUUGGGCUAUACCUAUCAAGAUGUUCUGGACACGGAUCACGAGGAUACUCUGGCUCGCCUCUCGCUCUACCUCCUCGCUAAUCCGUCGCCAUCCUUCACGCCCCUAAUCAAGCCCUACCUCAACCCACGAACCCUCCCGCACAUGCUUAUCGUCAUACUCCUAGACUGGAAUCACCCAUGGCUGUGGAUACGGCAACUUCGCGACUGGAUCAGAGUGCUGCGAUCGCUCAUUGUCUCGCUCGAUGACAACUCCAAGGUGGUUCUAGAGGAGAACAUUCAAACACUACAAGACAAGGGACGCAACCUGCCAUCUGAAGGCAGCAGCAUGGAAAAUGUGAAGAUACCACUUGGACCUGGAGAAUGGGAUGAGCCUCUCGGCAUACCACUGUGCGUAGUGUGCCAGAACGCUGACAAGAUCGAGACUCUUGAAAAGGAGAGGGGCUGGAAAGAGGAGGAAUUCGACUUCAUACUACAGUACAUGCGCACUAUUCUUCUCAAGCAUGGCUCAAGUUUGGUCUACACCAUGCCCACGGCACCGGGGUCCUUGCGAACACUUAUUCACUCCACCCUGGGCAUCAAGUCUCUGCUCAAACAAGAGCAGCUUAGGCACAACGUGACGGAUCGCGACCGUGUCUUGGUUCCACCCAACUGGGACUCAUGGGCGAAGAUUCGUAUCUUACGAGAAGGGUUUGAUGUUGAGGGCAUCAGUGAGAAAUGGAGUGUUGACAUCGAUAUUCCCCAGCACAUGCGGCCAACCAACGGCCAAGUAUCCACACCCGUCGACGGAGAAGCCCAGCCGAACAGCGAAGACACACAGGUUGCGGAAGAGGAAGAGGAAGGACCGUCGGCAACUUCAAUCUACGAAGAGACGAUCCGCAACCCAGAGUCAGACUACGCACUUUCCAGCUUAUCGAAACAAGUCAAUGGGCUCGAAGUGUCGAGCAAAGACCCACAAGCCUUCCUCGCCGAUCAAGUCAACGUUCUUGAACAUCUCCGGCGGGAGGAUGAGAAUGAAGCUGCCAUUAAAGCUGCGCGCAAAGAACAAGAUCCCUCGACUACUAGGACCUGGACUGACGAUGCAUCGGGUGUUGUCGAGGAGCAUAUUGGACCUGUACAGUUCAACAUGGGUGGUAUCCAAGUCAACGCCGAUGAGAUGGUGAAGAGGCUACAGGACCGUCAAGCCAACCGACUAGACGAACCAGAGACACCACCCCCCAAAACACAGGAUACCAACAUCAACGACAACGAGAAGCUGAGAUCCUUCUUCUCAAGUUUGGUCAAUAAGGCGCCUUCAAACAGUCCAAGGGGAUCAUAG